Messenger RNA from Bombus impatiens (common eastern bumble bee), 1204 nucleotides. RefSeq lists its product as uncharacterized. Gene Ontology annotation, biological process: sensory perception of smell; detection of chemical stimulus involved in sensory perception of smell. Gene Ontology annotation, molecular function: olfactory receptor activity; odorant binding. NCBI's taxonomy places the organism in Eukaryota, Metazoa, Arthropoda, Insecta, Hymenoptera, Apidae. The transcript has 4 exons. The record is from RefSeq and is a predicted model, not a curated record. The annotation marks the transcript as partial. Gene Ontology annotation, cellular component: plasma membrane.
GAAUAAUGUAUAACUCGAUCGAUCCCAUCUACUCGUUGUUCAUUCGGAACAAAGAAUAGUAAUCCUGGGCUAUCGUGAUCGAACGUUCGCUCCUUUCUUUUCUUUCGUUCUUUCUCGUCAUUUCUUUUCCGAAACAUCAAAUAACGGUGCAUCAAUGAUAAUAAUAAAGUAGACACAAAGUACGAUAUCGGUGAAUGAAAGGAUGCCAAUACAUCAAAGCGACUGAUCGUCUCUAAUACGUUGCAAUAAUCGAUGUAGACCGUGUACAAGUGUACCAGUUCAAUGUCCUAACAUACCAGAAUAUUAGCAUUACGAUAUGAGAUUUCUGAAGAGCCACGACAUAUCUAUCAGCUUGACAUCGACUUUUAUGAAACUCGUUGGAUUAUGGACGUCGAAAAACCAAUCGGAACGACGCGUCAGACUUAUUACGCAGAUUUACACGUUCGCGAUUAUUCUCUUUGCUCUAUGGCUAGAGCUUACGGAUAUUUAUUAUUCUUUCGGUGAUCUGAGUACCUGCCUUUACAACGUGUGCAACAUUUUGGCGGUCCUAAUGCCUCUUCUGAAGAUGACCGUAUUGCUUGCGCAUAAACAAGAACUUUUUCAUUUAAUCACAUAUACGCAACGAAAAUUUUGGCACGAGAAUUACGAUGAGUACGAGAAAAGGAUUUAUAUAGACUGCAAACGCAAAUGUACCGUCUUUGUUUGUUUCGUAAUAUUCACCACCAAAGCGACCCUUAUUUGUUACGCCCUUAGUCCAAUUAUUGAAAAUAUUGGAAGGAACGAGUCAGCCAGAGAAUUUCUAUUUAAUAUGUGGAUUGAUCUACCACUGACAAUGUCCCCAUACUAUGAAAUGACAUUCGUAUUACAGCUCCUGACAUUGUACCAUAUUGGAGUCGGCUAUUUCUGUUUCGACAAUCUAUUAUGCGUCAUGAAUCUACACUUGGCUACUCAAUUUCAAAUACUGCAAUAUAAAAUGUCCCGAAUGACCGAUUUAACGAAUAAAGAGAAGGGAGAAACAAAUCCACAAUUGUUCUCAGGAUCAUCGACAAAGAAAUAUUACACCGUCUUUAAGAAGUAUGUUCAACAACAUCAAGCUCUCAUAUCUUAUUGUGGAAAACUGGAAUCGGUAUUUAAUUUGCCUGUUUUGGCGCAAGUGCUGACGUUCAGCUUGGUAAUGUGUCUCGAUGGGUACCAGAUACUUAUG